Patiria miniata (bat star) is the source of this 2602-nucleotide messenger RNA. Its product is annotated as cytochrome P450 2J6-like. Gene Ontology annotation, molecular function: oxidoreductase activity, acting on paired donors, with incorporation or reduction of molecular oxygen, reduced flavin or flavoprotein as one donor, and incorporation of one atom of oxygen; iron ion binding; heme binding. The coding region runs from base 371 to 1867 and encodes 498 amino acids. The record is from RefSeq and is a predicted model, not a curated record. The transcript is spliced from 9 exons. Lineage: Eukaryota; Metazoa; Echinodermata; Asteroidea; Valvatida; Asterinidae. Gene Ontology annotation, biological process: xenobiotic metabolic process. Gene Ontology annotation, cellular component: intracellular membrane-bounded organelle; cytoplasm.
GCAGUAAUUCUCUUUCAUUCCAGAAGGUCAUUCCAGCAAAACUACGCCUUUCAGAAAGCAGAAAAGAUCAACAUGAGGCCUCAACCCUGAAUGGUUCCUUAAUGCGCCCGCUUAUCUAGAACAUAGACAGCUCGGCCAUCUUCUUGGACAAGACUCUAUCUGCAGUAGUAAGGCGCCUCUUCUUAACAUCAUACGCUUCGGCCGCAUACAUACAUACCAUUUUGCAGUCAUCAGGCUUGGCGAGAAUAAAAAACAACACAGGCUUAUCAUUCGGGAUCCGCCCUAGACUAACUACAGACGUCUUUACCACUCGUUUCCGCUGGCUGGCUCACUACAGGAAGUCGGGUAAACGUGAGGUGAAAUCGCGGGGAUGAUGGAGCUUUUGGACGGCCGAUGGCUGCUCGACACACGGUCAGCACUUCUCGGAGUUGUCGUGUUUGUACUGUUGUUCCGGUAUCUGCGUGGCGGGCGCCGGUGGAAUCUCCCCCCGGGACCCAGUGGCUGGCCGUUGCUGGGCUAUCUUCCUCAACUCGCCUUUUCGGGAGACGAUCCGCAUGUAGCGUUAUCAAAGCUGGCCUCAAGAUACGGCAAUGUCAUCAGCAUGAAUUUGGCGGGACAUUUGGUGGUGGUCUUGCACGGCUACGACACCAUAAAAGAGGCCUUCAGUCAGCAGCAGCUCAGCGCCAGACCCCGGCUGUACACCAGCGAGAAGGUUCGGCCUGGUGUGGGUGUGAUCACUUCAUCUGGAGACACUUGGACGGAGCUACGGAGGUUCGCCUUGACCGUCUUGAGGGGGCUGGGCGUGGGCAAGUCGAUCUUCGAGGACAACAUCGCCACGGAGGCAGAGUUCUUGAUGGAGGAGUGGAAGAAGCACGAAGGAACAGCGUUCAACCCUCGGCACUCCAUAGCCAACGCCGUGUCCAACGUCAUCUGCUCAGCCGUCUUCGGUCGUCGGUUCCAGUACACCGACGCGGUCUUCAGGCGUCUCCUCAAAUGCAACGAUGACAUCGCUGAGGGAGCCGGCACCGGGGGCGCCCUCGAAUUCUCGUGGUUCAUCUCGCGGCUCACCUUCCUGCCGUUCGUGAGCAAGUACGUAGCGUCUGUCCGGCAGUCGUACAACACGAUCAGCUCCAUGGUUCGGGAGCACAAUCGAGACUACGACUCUCAGGACCUUCGAGACUUCAUCGAUGCCUUCCUAAAGAAGAAAGAGGAACAACAGGGCUCAUCAUCGUCUGUGUUCCUUGACGAGAAUCUGAUGAAUGUGGUCGGGGACCUUUUCUUCGCUGGGAGCGAGACUACGACGACCACUCUCCGCUGGAUGCUUCUCUACAUGAUGCUAAACCCAGAGGUGCAGACCCGGGUGCAGAGAGAACUGGAUGACGUCACCGGACGCAAUCGGUUCCCGAGGGUGAGCGACAAGCCGCAGCUUCCGUACACGGAGGCAGUGAUCUGCGAGCUACAGCGGGUAGCCACCAUAGCGCCCCUCGCAGUCCCGCAUUCUUGUAGUGAGGACACCAAGAUACUGGGAUAUGACGUACCAAAGGGCACCAUUCUUGUCUCCAACCUGUGGUAUGACCACUUCGACCCUACGAUAUGGGAAGAUCCAACGGCAUUUCGACCGGAGCGAUUCCUGGACCCAGACGGCAAGCUAGUCAGUCGUGAGGAGCUCAACCCGUUUGGAAUAGGCCGGCGCAUCUGUCUCGGAGAGCACUUGGCCAGGAUGGAGCUCUUCAUCUUCUUCACCCGUCUCCUGCAUCACUUCACCUUCAAGAAACCCGAGGAUGCUCCUCCCUUGUCACUCAACGGAAUCAGCGGUGGCACCUGGUCACCUGUGAACUUCCAAGUUUGUGCCAUGUCACGGUCGUGAGACUGCUAUAAUAAGUACAACAUUGUUCUGAUUAGGCCUAUUGUACCGUUGGGACGGAUAACCGUGUACCCGAUACUCGACUGAAAUUGUGUGGUAUAUACCAUAAAUCAGUGAGGUAGUGCCUUGAAUGCAAUUUGAACAGAAACUUUGAACAGAAACCCCCAAAUGAACAGUGUCUUCCUGAAAUGACAUCACAGCAACAUCACCCUCAUUAUUUUGUCACGCAAAGCAUGGGAAGUUUUUCAAAUGUUUUAAAACUUGCACUUUUCAAUAAAAUUAACCCAAAUGGGAUGUCAUUUUUUUUUUAUAUAAUUUAAGAGGAGUAGAAAGUUGUACAAAUUGUGUUUCUUAUAAUUCAUCGAAUGGACCUUUUGAUACCUGCGAUUCGUGAUGAUGCGGCUGGUUUUAUAUUAGAAGUCAUUUUAUAUAACAGGGCCAUGGCCUUGAGGGUUAAACCUUGGCCUUAGUCUUAAAUUUGUGUUCUGGAUCCGCCCUUGCUUACAUGUUCAUGGACAUAAUAUAAAAUGGCAUUUUAAAUGUGAUAUGCAAGAAGUUGGUUAUUAAAUUUACCCGUUGAAAUUUUGUUUUCUGUUUCGACUAUUGAAGGCGAAUUGGCAUUUUAAAUGUGAUAUGCAAGAAGUUCGUUAUUAAAUUUACCCGUUGAAUUUUGUUUUCUGUUUCGACUAUUGAAGGCGAAUUGAGAUUAAAAGACUUCUUUACUCCUACGAUAUUUUA